Messenger RNA from Amaranthus tricolor (Joseph's coat), 1035 nucleotides. Its product is annotated as universal stress protein PHOS34-like. The record is from RefSeq and is a predicted model, not a curated record. Bases 332 to 820 code for a protein of 162 amino acids. Lineage: Eukaryota; Viridiplantae; Streptophyta; Magnoliopsida; Caryophyllales; Amaranthaceae. The transcript is spliced from 5 exons.
UUUAGACAUCUUCUACUAUGAUGUAACAACCCUUUCUAAAGGGACCCAAGAGCGUAAAUAAUGCAAAAAUUGUACCAAUAAAUAAUAAUCAUAACACGUUAUGAAUUCAUUGAAUUCAUCCAAAUUCCAAAUUCAUGUGAAGGAUUGUCACUUUGUGCAUAAAUAAAUAAUUUUGACUUUGGCCUUUUCUACUUUGUCUUUUGAAUCUUCCUUCAUAAAAUUACAUAAAGCUAACACAAAAUUCAUAAAAACCCACCAAUUCCCAUUAAACCCAACACAAUUCAUAUAAUUUGCUACCUUCUUCAACAACUUGUGAAUUGAGUGUAAGAAAAUGGCAGAAGAAGGAAGGAAAAUAGGAUUAGCAAUGGAUUUCUCAAAGGGAAGCAAAGCAGCAUUGAAAUGGGCAUUAGAUGGUCUAAUUAGGAAGGGAGAUACCCUUUUUAUUAUACACGUUAUGCAUCCCCAAGCUUUAGAGUCUCGCAAUCUUCUUUGGGCUACAUCUGGUUCACCUUUAAUACCUCUUGGUGAAUUUUGUGAUCCGGAGGUGAGGCAUGGUUAUGGAGUAGAAGUUGAACCUGAUGUUUUGGAAUUGCUUGACUUGACAUGCAAACAACAAGAGGUAAAUGUGCUUUGGAAAAUCUACUGGGGAGAUGCAAGGGAAAAAGUUUGUGAAGCAGUUUUGAGCUAUGAAUUGGAUGCUUUGGUCAUGGGAAGCAGAGGAUUAGGCUCCAUCCGAAGGGUAUUACUCGGAAGUGUGACAAGCUAUGUGCUAGAGCAUGCAACUUGCCCAGUUACAGUUGUGAAGGACCGUCCGCAUUAAUGAUGCUGAAGAGUGAAGAGCACCAUCAACUUUGUACUAUGAUUUAUCACUAUUUCUACUCUCUCAAUUUGUUGUGAAUCUUUGUUGUUUACCAUUGAUGUGGCAUACCAAAAAUGAAACAAUGAAUACUUAUGUUAACUCUUUUACAUUUUGAAAUAAUUUAUGUAUGGUUUGGUAGUGAAUGAAACUUUCAAAUACAUGGUUGGUUUGUAUUA